Messenger RNA from Amphiprion ocellaris (clown anemonefish), 4327 nucleotides. Its product is annotated as zinc finger protein 260-like. NCBI's taxonomy places the organism in Eukaryota, Metazoa, Chordata, Actinopteri, Pomacentridae. The coding region runs from base 108 to 2417 and encodes 769 amino acids. The record is from RefSeq and is a predicted model, not a curated record. The transcript is spliced from 3 exons.
CGUCAGGCGGAAGUGAAGCCAAACAACUGCUAAUGUCUCCUGGCGUGUAGAAGUUUUUACAAACGGUUGUUCUGUCUUAUCUCAGAUUAAUAUUUAAUCACUUCAAGAUGAGUUCAGUCCAGAAUCUGAGAGAGUUGAUCAACCAGCGACUAACUGCUGCUGCUGAAGAAAUAUUCACAGAGUUUGAGAAAACCAUCGUCCAGUACGAGGAGGAGAUCGAUCGUCAGCGCAGACUGCUGGAUAACAUCUGGAAACCUGAGAUAAAGUUACACACAACAGACCUUCUGCAGCAACAUGUCCAGGAGGAGAAUGUUCUUGCUGAGCAGAAUCUCUGCAACCAGCAGAGGAACUCCAGUGUGGACCAGGAUGAUCCAGAUGCUCCACAGAUGAAAGAGGAACAGGAGGAACUGUGCACCAGUGGGGAGGGAGAGCAUCUUGCACUGAUGCAAGAGGCUAACACACUGGUUCAGUGUAAAUCCAACUGUGUAGAAAUAUCCAGAGAAAUUUCUGGAGUGUCUGAUAAACCAGUCAGCCAGUUGGAUGAAGAGAUCGAUUAUCAGCCCAGGCUGCUGGAUCCCUUCUGGAAACCACUAAUAAUAUUACACAGAAUUGAUCACCCACAUCAAGAUGUCUGGAAAGAGAGGAACGGUCUUGCUCAUCAGCAGCUCUGUAACCAGGAGAAGAAGUUUCGUCUGGAUCAGGAGGACCCAGCGCCUCCACAGAUUAAAGAGGAAGAGGAGAAAUUCAGCACUUGCCUGGACCAGAAAGACCCAGAACCUUCACAGAUUACAGAGGAACCGGAGGAACUCUGUGCCAGUGAGCAGAAAGAGCAGAUUGUACUGAAUCAAGCUACUGAUACCUUUCUAUUGACUUCAGCUGAUAAGGACGGUGACCACAGUGAACUAGAACCAAACAGGGACCAGCUCCUCUCUUCCAAUUCACCAGUAGCUGAGAGCCCACAUCAGGAGGGAAGCAAGCAUGUUGACUCAGGGUCAACUAGAAAUGCAGCGCUGAAGCCAAAGAAGAGUCAUAACAGAGAGAGCAGUCACAGUAACAAUGUAGACAAGUGUUCAUUGUCAGGAAGUCACUGUGAUACAGACACAGGUAGAAAGUCUUUCAAAUGUGAUAUUUGUGGAAAGACCUUAAAGAAUGAAAACCACAUGAAGAAACAUCACCAAAUCCACAAAGGCAUAAAACCACUUCCUUGCAAAGUAAAUGCAGCGCUGAAGCCAAAGAAGAGUCAUAACAGAGAGAGUAGUAGCAAUGCAGACAAAUGUUCAGCGUCAGGAAAUCAUCAUUAUACAGACACAAGUAGAAAGUCUUUAAAAUGUGGUAUUUGUGGAAACACCUUUAAGAAUAAGAACCAAAUGAAGAAACAUCACCAAAUCCACAACAGUGCAAAACCAAGUGCUGACAAUGCAUGCAGAAAAACAUUUAAUUUACGGUCUGACCUGAAAGUCCAUAUGAUAAUUGACAAAGGUAACAAGCAGUUUUCUUGUGAAACCUGUGGGAAACGUUACAGUAGAAAUAGUCAUCUGACUGAGCACAUGAGAACUCACACAGGUGAGGAGCUGUAUUCUUGUGAAAGAUGUGGGAAAAAAUUCGACAGACGUAGUCGUGUAUAUGUCCACAUGAAAAAUCACACAGGUGAAAAGCCAUAUUUUUGUGAAAGAUGUGGAAAAAGUUUUCGUCAAAGCAGCCAUCUGACUGUGCACAUGAGAGCUCACACAGGUGAGAGGCCAUAUUCUUGUAAAACCUGUGGAAAAAGUUUCAGUAAAAACGUUCAUCUGACUGUGCACAUGAGAACUCACACAGGUGAAAAGCCAUAUUCCUGUGAGUCAUGCGGAAAAAGUUUCAGUAAAAGAAAUAAUCUGACUGUGCACAUGAGAAUUCACACAGGUGAGAGGCCGUAUUCUUGUAAAACCUGCGGAAAAAGUUUCAGUCACAACAAUAGUUUGACUAGCCACAUGAGAAUUCAUACAGGUGAGAUGGCGUAUUGUUGUGAACGAUGUGGAAAAAAAUUCAAAGGCCGUAGUAGUCUACGUGCCCACAUGAGAAAACACACAGGUGAAAAGCCAUAUUCUUGUGACAGAUGUGGGAAAAGGUUCAGUGAACGUAGUAAUCUGACUGAGCACAUGAGAACUCACACAGGUGAGAGGCCGUAUGCUUGUAAAACCUGUGGAAAAAGUUUCAGUCACAACAAUAGUUUGACUGGCCACAUGAGAACUCACACAGGUGAGAGGCCGUAUUUUUGUGAAACAUGUGGAAAAAGUUUCAGUAAAAGAAAUAAUCUGACUGUCCACAUGAGAGCUCACACAGGUGAGAGGCCAUAUUCUUGUAAAACCUGUGGAAAAAGUUUCAGUCACAAUAGUAGUCUGACUAGCCACAUGAGAACUCACACAGGUGAGAUGCUGUAGUCCUGGAACUUCGGUGGAACAAAGCUUGGUUGAACACGCAUUCAUGCACAUCGUUCAGGACAAAAGUAGGUCUUGUAGAUUUCAAGCCCCUUUUAACACUUCAGCAAUGAUUCUGAGGUAAUUGCAUGUCAAAUUGUGAGACAUGGAUCUUUAAAAUCUGUUAAACUGUCCAGUGGAUACAUAGCACAUAUUGCAUUUCGAAAGAAAGACAACUGGAGACAUAAUACUUGUGACUAAAGACCUAAUAAUUAAUGUUGUUAAUGAAUUUUGGCUUGACCUGGGUGGAAAGGGACGAUGUUGCUCUGAUUUACAGUUUUUCUCAAUUGAUAAGACACUGUUUCUGAAAAAUAGCACACAUUUCCCAACACACUGCACACUAUUGUUUUUAGUUAAACACAAUUCACGAAGCACUGCACACUUGUGUCAAAAGCACACUUUAUUGUCAAAAUCUGAACUUUGUUUUCAAAAUUAAGACACACGAAGCAGAAGUAGAACACUGCACUGCUAAAUACAAAACACUCUUCUCUCACUGUGUUUUCACAUGAGGUGUAAAGAAAUGAUACAGUCCUCAAAAAUGACAACUUAAACACAAAUGCAUCCUAUGAAUGAAUCGGAGGGGGCCAUCGCAGUGCCUGACUGUACAUUAUAAAAUAAAAAUAAUGUUAGACAAAAACUACAGCACUGUAUUGUACACAGUACAAUAUGCAGAUAUUUACACCACAUCUGCAUGAAUUCUUUCAGCCUGGUCAGACCACAGGACCUCAUCAACAUCACAAGCUAUGUUUUCUCUGGAAAGAAGGACCUAGUGUGUCUGAUCCAACCCUGACAUGCAUCAACAGAAACAUCACCACAUGCCAAGACCACUGAUUGACAGAGAUAGCACUUCAUCUACAGAUACAUCUAGAGAUCCAACAAACCCACUAUUCUUGCAGUUAAAAUGGUUGAAAUUUCACGACAUAGUAGAUUAUGGUAUUCUGCAAAUUAUGUAUCAAACUCAUAACGAAACUUUACCAGUCAAUGUCCAGAACAGAUUUGCAGAAAGAGAAAGUAAAUAUAAGUGAAAAAGAACAGAGAUCUUCGUCAAACCAAGAUUUGGGACGAAAUUAAUGGAACGUUGUAUUUGUUUAAAAAUGGUCAAUUUAUGAAACGCUCUAGAUAUAGAAUCAAAAGAAUGUAAAUCACACGCAAGAGUCUAUUCUUGAAUCUCACUCUUCAAUAAUAGAACAAUUCAGAUACAUUAAGUGCAGUAGAAAGUACAAUAUUUUCCUCUGAAAUGCAGUGGAAUGGACGGAUAAGAAAAGAACUUUAAAAAUGCACUGAAAUGUCCACAGCAGUAAAUGUACUGAGUAACUUUACACCACUAGUGAUUGCAGUUUGUGUGUUGUUUUGUGGUUUUCAGUGGUUCCUGGAUGAAAGUGGGACUCUGUCUCAUUGGUAAUUACAAUCUUUCAUUGUUUAAUACCUUUUGGUCACUUGAUAUAUUUCCUUCCUACUUAAUGAGCUGUGAUGGUAAGUAAGUCAGUGCAUUUAGCCAAAUAAUGUAUUCUAAUACAAAUUUGAAUUUAGUGGAUCAAUUUCUACAGCUUUAUAUUUUGACUUUAUUACAGUUCAGAGGUAAAUAGAAUUUUUCAUACCAUCCCUGUCCAGUAGGUGUUUAAAGAUAAUGAAUUAGAAUGUAUUUUCUGCCGAUCUUCAGAAUUGACCAGAAUGUGACCUCUAUAAACAUAUGAUGACCUUAGAGAGUCUUUAAAUUUCAGGGUUCAUAAUAAUCCCAAAGAAAUCAGGAAAACAUCAACUCACUUUGGUGACUGAAUAUAAGUAAUUGUCCUAAUGAAGUGUCAAAGCGACGCUUUCCUUCAUUCAUGUAUAAUCUAUUGUGAUUAAAUACACAUGAAAUGUACAGAAAGUCA